Ruditapes philippinarum (Manila clam) is the source of this 2107-nucleotide messenger RNA. Its product is annotated as E3 SUMO-protein ligase ZBED1-like. NCBI's taxonomy places the organism in Eukaryota, Metazoa, Mollusca, Bivalvia, Venerida, Veneridae. Gene Ontology annotation, molecular function: DNA binding. Bases 333 to 1907 code for a protein of 524 amino acids. The transcript is spliced from 2 exons. The record is from RefSeq and is a predicted model, not a curated record.
CACUGUUUUUCACAUUCUAAAAUUCGAUAAAAAAAUAACAAUUUAACUAUGAAUUAUGCGACAUUUACCUCAAUACAAUUUGCCGAUUAAAAACAGGAAGUAAACAAACAAAUUCCAUGAUGCUGAGCUAGGAAGUCAUUAGUUUCGGAAAAAGAAUAACUUUAUCUUUGUUGAGCACUAUGUUUUUACAUCAAAAUUGAUUUUAAGUUGGUAUAUAUAAAGUUAUAAUAAUGUGACAUGUACCGAAUACUGUUCUAUUUUUAAUAAUCCAAUUUUGCGAAACUUAAGUUCAUAAUUACGUCAGCAUAACGUCACACAUAAAGUCUGCAACAAUGUCGGAGUCGCGACGAUACAGAAAUCCUCCAGCUAAAUUUACCUCUAACGUGUGGAAAUAUUUCGGUAUCUCAAUAGAGAAUGAAAAAAAGGCUGUUUGUAAAACAUGCCAAGGUGAAAUGACAUAUACCGGCGGUACAACAAAUCUCUCUAAUCACAUGAAAAGGCACCACGGAAUCGACCCUAUGUCGAAAGGAGGUGUCAAAUUACAAACGUCAGCAACAGGGGCAUCUACAAGCACAAGCUGUGUAACUGCUAGCAUAUCUCCAAGCAAUCCCUUUCACAUGGCACAAAGAGUGAAGUUGGCUCCAUCCAAAGUUCACAGAAUAACUGUAGGUAUUGCCCGAUAUCUUAUAGAUGAUAUGCGUCCAUUCAGCACCGUAGAGAGUUCAGUCUUCAGAAGCAUGAUACAUGAGUGUGAGCCUCGCUACAAAUUCCCAUGCAGACAAACAUUUAGUGAAGACGUAAUUCCAAGAAUGUAUGAUUCUGUAGCCUCACGUAUUAAAGGCGAAUUAUUGAGUGCAGAAGCUAUAGCCUGGACCACAGACAGCUGGACAAGUCGAGCCACCCAAUCAUAUGUGACUAUCACAGCCCACUUCAUUGACUCUGAAAUGGAACUCUGUUCUCGUGUUCUUCAGACAAGGCAGCUACCAGAAUCUCAUACUGGAGAACAUGUUGGAAACGUGCUUCGUCAAGCACAGCUUGAAUGGGGUUGUCAGGUAUGUGCCCUUACUACAGAUAAUGCUGCAAACAUGAAAAUUGCUGCACAUACAGCUGGAAUAUCCAUCCAUAUUGGAUGCUUUGCCCAUACCUUAAAUUUAGCAUCUUCCCGCGCACUUGAUAUUAAAGAGGUUCAUCAUAUUUUGGCUAAGAUCCGGUCAGUUGUUUCCUUUAUGCAUCGGAGUACCACUGCCGCUGCUCUGCUUAAAACGAAGCAAAAAAUGCUACAACUACCUGAGAAGAAACUCAUCAUCGAUGUCAAAACCAGAUGGAAUUCGAGUUAUCUCAUGGUGGAGCGCUUCCUUCAGCAGCAACUUGCCAUUUUAGCCUGUCUCUCAGAUGAAAGUAUUAAGAAGCAACAUGAAGCAAAAUCCCUACAGGCUAGUAGUGUACUUGGGCAAGAUGAGGUUCGACGCUUGGAGAUAUUCUUACAGUUAAUGGAGCCUAUGUAUCAAGCUACCCUGGCGCUAUCUGCUGACCAGCACCCUACAGUAGGGCUUAUGUAUCCAUUGCUCCUGAAACUUAAGAAGUUGUAUACCCAUAUGGAGGGUGAUACUGCUUUUCAGCAGAAAAUCAAGAAGGCUAUACUUCAAGACUUAGAGAAAAGGUACAUAAAUGAUGUUCUGUUAGAGUACCUUGAAGAAGCAACAUCAUUGGAUCCCAGGGUAAAGUACAAAGCCCCUUUAGCUGUUUGGGACAGACUUAAGGAUAAACUGAUGGCUUUGCUUCCACACCUGCCUAUUAAGGUAAAAUCUGAAUUUGAGGAACCUUCGAUACAGACAGACUUACCACCAUUGCCAGCUCUCCCAAGCCAGCUAGACUCGGUGGAGCCUAAAAACGAGGACACAAUUUAAUCUCCUGCAAAGAAAAUGAGAUCUGGUCUUAGUUUCCUGAUAGAUGAUGAUGAUAUUGAAAUUUCAAAGGUGGAGCCACCUCUUUCCAAUGAAGAGCUUAUUUGCAAGGAAAUUGAAAUGUACAAAUGUGAGUCAAAAGUGCUAUCCUGUGAGGAUCCCUUGAAGUUCUGGAAGGGCAUUGCUGUCAGGUUACCUCGUCU